Molecule: messenger RNA, 1489 nt
Organism: Teleopsis dalmanni
Lineage: Eukaryota; Metazoa; Arthropoda; Insecta; Diptera; Diopsidae
Gene: mTerf3
Product: transcription termination factor 3, mitochondrial
Exons: 2
Coding region: 59-1183 (374 amino acids)
Biological process (GO): mitochondrial ribosome assembly; regulation of DNA-templated transcription
Cellular component (GO): mitochondrion
Molecular function (GO): double-stranded DNA binding
Source: RefSeq, a predicted model, not a curated record
GGUAGGUAAAUGUAAGACAAAACAGCUGACUACUUACAUGCAUUAGUGUAUUGCUACUAUGAUAUUACGAAAUAUACCAAUUUUCGCAAGAGUAAUUGAAAAUUGUAUAAAUAGAAAUAAUGUAUUUAUUGUACGAAAUUUACGUGGACUACCCAGACAAUCAACAGCAUUACCUGCCAACGUAGAACCAAAUCAGCGCCAAACAUUCGAUGCACUUGACCGGCAGCUUGAACCGCAUGAUUUUGCUGAUAAAAAUAUAAUUAGUAAUUAUGGAGAAAAUCGAAAAACUGAGCAGAAAAAACAUAAUACGGAAUCAAGCUUAAAACCGUUUAAAGAUGAAAACAAAAUUGUACCAACAUUUAAUUUAGCUGCAUAUGUAAAUAAAUCAACAACACUUCAGGAAUUUAUUAAACUAGGAGUUAAUCUUCACAAAAUUGAAAGGCGGAAAGGUCUUGCGGAAUUUGUGCUGCGCUUAAAUUUUGAUGAACAUGUUAAGCCCUAUUUAAUUUUUCUCAAAGAUCAAGGUGUUCCUGCGGAAGUUUAUGGCGAGCUAAUUACUAAAAAUCCUCUACUUUUUAAAGAAAGCAUAGAUGAUCUUACCACUCGCGUAAAUUACCUGGAAAGUAAAAACUUUACUCCAGCACAAAGAAAACGUAUAUUCACAUUAAAUCCAUACUGGCUGAUGUUUAGUACAAGUCGCAUUGAUCGGCGUUUAGGAUACUUUCAACAAGAAUUUCGGCUCAAAGGUGACGAUGUGCGAUUUUUGGCUACAAUACAACCUAAACUUAUUACUUACAAUAUGGAACAUUUACGGAAACUGACAUUUUGCAUACGUGAGGAAAUGGGUUUUGAUGCGGAUGAAACAAAGUACUUAUUGUUGAAAAAACCGUCAUUGUGGUUGUCAGCACAUGAUCGCUUAAUUGAACGAUUUGCCUACGCUCAUGAUCAUAUGGGAUUAUCACACGACAUGCUGAUACAGUUUCCAGAGGUAUUAAAAUCACGUGAAUUUCGCUUACGCCAACGGCAUGAGUUUUUAAAAAUGCUAGGACGAGCGCAAUACAAUCCUGAGAAAGAUAUGUACAUUUCUCCGAAAGCUGUUGUCGAAGGUACUGAAUAUUUUUUUGUGAGGCAUGUAGCCAAAAGCACAAUGGAGACUUACGAAUUAUUUUUGAAAACUCUAUAGAGAUGCUUGUAUAGAGUUCUGAACAAGAACUUAACGAAAGAAAAAUGCCACUGCAGAAUAUCGGCGAUAUUUCAUAUUUUCGUUAUUGUAUAGCAUAGUUAAGUAAGUUUUUUGAAUUUAACAUUAAUAAAAAUAGUUUCACAAAAACGUGUUUGCGGGAGAAAUUGUAAAAUUUCAUUUCCCUAUAUAGAAAUAAAAUAAUUCUUUCUUCCAUAAAAAGCUUUUCAUAUUUCCUUACAAUUCAGCUAGUGAGUUUAAAAAUUUAAAGUAAUCGUAAUUAGUUUGUAGAUGCAGAUAAAUUUUACG